Nilaparvata lugens (brown planthopper) is the source of this 3016-nucleotide messenger RNA. RefSeq names its product regucalcin-like. NCBI's taxonomy places the organism in Eukaryota, Metazoa, Arthropoda, Insecta, Hemiptera, Delphacidae. The record is from RefSeq and is a predicted model, not a curated record. Gene Ontology annotation, molecular function: gluconolactonase activity; calcium ion binding. The transcript is spliced from 7 exons. Bases 1431 to 2465 code for a protein of 344 amino acids. Gene Ontology annotation, biological process: L-ascorbic acid biosynthetic process.
GCUCAAUAUAUUUCACUCAUUUUCAACUACUUGUUGGCAUGCUAUUAAUAAUGAGAAAAUAAUUAUCGAAAACUGGGGUUUCCUAUAAAUUAAAAUUGAAACAUAUUCCAUAUCUUUUGAAAGACCACUGGAGAAAUUCUACUGAGCAACUAAUCACAAUCAGAUCAAAAUACUAAGAAGCUACGAAUGGAACCAACCUUUUUAAUAUUUUUCUGUAUAAGCAAAAUUGAUUUUAUUAUCCCUAUGGCUCGAGGGCUGGUGGCUGUGGAUUGUGUGGAAUGUAUUAAUUGCUGGAGUGUAUCAUAUGAAGCAUGGAAUGCAGCCAUAUAGGAUUUUUCAUAAUUUUCUUCCCAAAAUCAAUAUUAAUGUUUUUAUUAUGAAAAUAGCCUCAUCAAAAUUGUUGUACGUCACCAAUACUAAUAAGCUUGAAGAACAAUUCUGAAAAUGUCCAGAAGCUUUCAUCAUCAUGUCGUAGAUAAUCAAAUGGAGCUGUUAACCUUUUGGAGCAAUAGGUAGGACUACGUUAUGCUCAAUCUAAAAUAGAAUUUAUAAGGACAAAAAAAUCAUACCUCCAAAAAUCGAUGUAUAUGUAACUAUAGAGUGAGGUGAGUAGUACAGUUUACUCUCAUGAAAUCUCAGACUCGGCAAGUAACUAUAUCUUGUAACCAUAAUUAUAACAAGUACGGUAACAAACUUGACUGCUGGUAACUUUGAAGCCCAUACUUUGAACACCUAGCUACCUAAACAGUAAUUGCCGAUUAUUUGUAGAAUAAUUAUAGCCUACAAUUUGUAGUUUGAAAUACAAUAACAUAGAUUCCUAUUCUAAUAAUUGUAACACACUGUACUAGUUAACUUAUUUGAGAAAAAAAUUAUUUAAAUGUUCUAGCAUCUUUUCAUGAUUUUUUCCAGGGACAUUUUUGUUUAGAGUUUUGAAGAUCACUUUGAUUGGAGGUCACAUGUCCAGCAUGAUACUUUCAACAGAGUGGUUUUCAAAACGUAAGAUUUCUUCAAGUUUGAGAUUUCAUAUUUCAAUUUUUGUAUAUUAUAAAGUUCCCAUUAUACACAUUAUGAAUAUACUUACCUAAAUUAUGUACUUAAUCAUUAAUGAAACUUUCUAAUUUUUCUAACUUUCCCAUAACAACACUUAUCAGCAUUUUUGGUAUGCCCACUACAUACAAGUUCGAAUGUAAUUACAUAAUCAUAUCACAGACACGAGUUUUUUUCUUGCUGAUAAAUAUUAAUGAUUAUAACUGCUUAUUAUUUCUGACAGGAGAUGCAGUUCAUGUAGAAAAUAUAUUAUAGAUGACGCAGAAAACUGGAGCUGAUAGGGAUAAAUACCGUAUUUGAAAAGGCCACUGUUGUUUUUCAUUCUUGUUGAUAUCUUGGACUAGUCUGUAUAAUAAAGUUUUGUACAAGGGAAUUCUUUCAUCAUGUUUCAGGUGGAGAAGUGUCUAUGUUUGAUUGUGAUCAUAGCAUCUACAGUUUAUAGCGAUGAAGAUUAUAAGGUGAGAUCAAUAAGUAAAACACAGUACAGUUUGGGACAUUCGCCUUACUGGGAUGUGAAGAGUCAAACAUUGUACUUUGUAGAUAUUUAUGCAGGAUCAGUGAUCAGCUACAAGCCAUCCACCAGGGAACGGUUCACAGCUAAAAUUGUGAAUGGACCAGCUCGUGCGACAGCUAGCUUGAUAAUACCAUACGAGGGAAUAGAUGAUAAAUUUGUUGUCGGUGUGAAUCGUAGUGUGGCGAAUAUAACAUGGGAUGGUAGAAGCAAUACCGCCAGCACACCAUCUGUCAUUGUUGAGAUCACUGACAACAAAACAAUGUACUCUCACACUGGCAAAGCUGAUCCGAAGGGCAGGCUAUGGAUUGGUACAUUUCCUCAACUCUUCACGAAUUCUUCUGGUAGUCUUGAUAUACCAUUAAACCAGGGAGCAGAGUAUAUGAUAUCUGCUACUGGCAAAGUGAUUGAAAAGAUUCCGAAUAUUACUGCUCCAGAGGGACAAGUUUGGAGCACCAACACCUUAUUCUACUUCGCUAAUUGUUUAGCAGGAAAAAUUCAAGUCUAUGAUUAUGAUAACGAGUCUGGAGAAAUAUCUAACAUGAGAGUGAUUUUCGAUGCACAAAAAGAGAGCAAAGGAAGGUCUCCAGCUGGUUUGGCAUUGGACACUGAGGGGAAGAUAUGGGUUUCUAUGAUCACUACUGAUUCCAAUUAUGGAACGGUGAUACGAAUUGAGCCCGAUUCUGGGAAAGUUCUUCGUACAUUGACUCUUCCAACACCGCAGUUGUCGAAUCUGGUAUUUGGUGGCGAAAAUCUGAAUGUGCUCUAUGUUACCAGUUCACAAUUGAACAAAAAAUAUUUAAAUAAUCUAAAUGAGAACGCUGGACGAACUUUCGCUGUAACCGGAUUAAUGAGCUCUGGAAAACCAGUUACUGGAUACCCUGGACAAAGAAUAGUCGCAAUUUAAUUUUAUACACUACCGGUACUGUGGUAUUAACAGUAGAUUUCCGAGAAGAUGAAUAAGAAACAAUACAAGAUUCUUCUUGUAAACAUUCCUAAUAAGUAAUUGACAAAUAAGUAAUUUAGGUAAUAAGAAUCAAGAAAAGAUUCUUCUUGUAAACAUUCCUAUUAAGUACCGUAAUUGACAAAUAAGUAAUUUAAGUAAUAAGAAACAAGAAAAGAUUCUUCUUGUAAACAUUCCUAAUAAGUAAUUGACAAGCAAUUGAAUAAGCAAUUUAAUCUAAUGGCCAAAACUACUGCUGAAGCUGUAAUAAUGGAGCCUACUCUCAAAAGUUGAAAAACCACUUUCUCAGAUUUCUCAAGAAUAAAUAAAUAAAUAAAAGCGUUGGAGUGAAGAUUAAAUUCAAUAAAGUUUGUGAGAUGGAAACUUGAUAGGGUUUUUGUAACUGCUGCUUGUAUGUACUGUACUAUGUACCUAUAAAUAUAAGUGAAGAAUUACAAUAAUAGCCUAAAUACCUCCGCUAUGCCAAUAAACAUUUCUAUUCAAUUUUUAGAAUA